Messenger RNA from Myotis myotis, 4339 nucleotides. RefSeq names its product tRNA methyltransferase 1 like (gene TRMT1L). Lineage: Eukaryota; Metazoa; Chordata; Mammalia; Chiroptera; Vespertilionidae. Bases 1857 to 3590 code for a protein of 577 amino acids. The transcript is spliced from 14 exons. Gene Ontology annotation, cellular component: nucleus. Gene Ontology annotation, biological process: tRNA N2-guanine methylation. Gene Ontology annotation, molecular function: RNA binding. The record is from RefSeq and is a predicted model, not a curated record.
CCAUCCAUGCUUUUGUUCCGGCCCUCUGGUCCAGUUUAAGAACCCAUUGUGGCCCUCGAGUCAAAAAGUUUGCCCACCCCUGGUAGUCCUUAGACGCCUGUCUUACAUAGACAAGAUGAAGAUGGCACCUCUGAAAUAGAACUGAAAAUUGAGGAAGAAGUAACAGAAGAAGUUGUAAACAAAGCCUUCUAGCAUCUGAUUUAAUAAGGGGUUUUUCUCUUGACUUCUGGAUUAUUAGUGUGUUCCAGAAAGGUUGAGUAGAUUUAAGUGCAGAUUGCCUGAUAUCUACUGUCUUGAGCCACAAAGUGAUUUCAGAGGUGUAAGGCAUAUCAUGAAUCUUUAUUUAGACAGGUCUUUGGGAGUUUUCUUCAGUAGUGGACCACAGGAUUUUCCAUUUUCUCUUCUAACUUACCAGGCCCCUUCCUUUUAUUUUGUACUAUUUAGUAGUUAGGAUGAUUUCAAAAAGCACACUUUUACAUAGAUAUCUAUAUCUAUAUCUAUAUCUAUAUCUUGUUUCGUAUAUACAGACCUUUGAACCAUGGAAGCCAAAAGCCUUUAUGAUAACAAAUUUUUCUCAUUUAAAAGUAAGGUAAAAAAUUUGUAUUUUAAUAAAUUUAAGAAGGAAUGGCUAAUAAUACUGUAUUAAGUUCCAAAAUUAUAGAAUGUCCUGCUGCAUCCAAAAAGACUAGUGAUGUUUAAAAGUUAUUUAACAAACGUCAGUGCCUGCUGUGUGCAAGUUACUGCACUAGGCACUUAGCCAUUACGAAGAUGAAUAAGACCUAGCCCCUGCCUUCUUACUGCUUAUUGAUGGGGGAAGACAGACAAGGCCACGAAUUAGACAAAGGAGCUGGGAGUGAAGCUCAGAGAGGAAUUAGGCAGAACAGUAGCAGUGUCAAGAAUAAAAUUUAAAAGGCUGAUGGUUCUAAAUUGUAUAACCUAAUUAUAUAUGACUAUUAGAGAGCCUAUGGCUUAUCCCAUCAUCUCCGAUCUCAUUGGGGAUCUGUCCCUAAAAGUUAUCACCUCCUAGUCUUGUAUAUUCAGGCCCCCACUUUGUAAUGGUUCUCUUUCAAAAUUUAGAAGUAUGUAAUUUGAAGGAUGUGUAAUAUUUGAGAAACCUGAAAAUGUGUUUCUGGGCCUGGGUUUUGACUUUUUUCUUCUCUUUUUUCCUUAGGCUUUCUUCCUCGUGUUCAUAGUUUCACCUAACAUAUGAAUUUAUUAUUUAUAUCCAUUCAGAAUCCCUCCUGAACUCCGAAAACAAAACUGCCUACUGGACUUGACCACAUGAAUACCAGUAGUAUAUCAAACACACUAUGUCAAGAACUAAAUUCCCUUUUUUCCUUUCCUCUUCCUUUCUGCCAAAAGUAUUUUCUUCUUCCUUUAUUGGUUAAUGGUACCAUUAUUCUCAACCAUGUAAACUUGAAAUCUUAGAUUCAUUCUUGAAUUUACUCUUCAGUCUUACUUUACACCCACAUCCCAAUUUCUUUGCUUUUUUUUUUUCCUUUGGUUUUACCUUCUAGUCUCCUGUACCUAUCUGUUUCUUACCUCAAUUAUUGAUCCUUGGUACUAUAGCCAGAGAUACCCUCCUAAAACACAGUCAAAUCAUAUUCACUUUCUCAAAAACCUGCAAAGACUUAGCAUUGCCGAAAAAAGAUCAAACCAACUUGCAUAGAAUUUAUGCCUUUUACUAUCUGUACUACAUUGAGGCUGCAUGUUUUUCUACCGACUCCAUCUAGCCAGAGAGACACAUCUCAAUUCAGAGGCAGCUUGCUGAUCUAGAGAAGUUAGCUUUUGUAAAUGAAGGGGAUUUUGACUCUGCUAGUUCAUUGAACUCAGAUCAUCUUGAUGCAGGUUACAGAAUGUGCAUCUGCCACUUACCUUGUCGACCAGUGAAACCAAAUAUUAUUGGAGAACAGAUAUCCAGUAAAAUGGGCGCCCAUUAUCAUUGUAUCAUUUGUUCAGCAACAAUCACCAGAAGGACUGAUAUGCUAGGACAUGUUAGGCGCCAUGUGAAUAAAGGAGAGACUAAAUCCAGGUAUAUUGCUGCUUCUGCUGCUAAACCACCUACUGAAAUUUUGAAAGAGGUAGACACAGAUGUACAAGUUUGUCCUAAUUAUUCUGUACCACAGAAAACAGAUUCCUAUUUUAAUCCCAAAAUGAAACUAAAUCGGCAGCUAAUAUUCUGUACUUUGGCUGCUCUGGCUGAGGAGCGAAAACCUUUGGAAUGUCUGGAUGCCUUUGGAGCCACUGGGAUAAUGGGAUUACAAUGGGCAAAACAUCUUGGAAAUGCAGUCAAGGUUACCAUUAAUGACUUGAAUGAAAACUCUGUGACCUUGAUUCAGGAAAACUGCCAUUUAAACAAAUUGAAAGUGGUGGUGGACAGUAAAGAAAAAGAAGAGGGUGAUGACAUUCUUGAAGAAGGAGAAGGAAAGCUUGGUAAUAUUAAGGUGACCAAAAUGGAUGCCAAUGUACUGAUGCAUUUGAGAUCUUUUGAUUUCAUACACCUAGACCCUUUUGGAACAUCCGUGAACUAUCUAGAUUCUGCAUUCAGAAAUAUAAGAAACCUUGGCAUAGUAUCAGUGACUUCUACAGAUAUCAGUUCUUUAUAUGCCAAGGCACAGCAUGUUGCCCGGCGACACUAUGGCUGUAACAUUGUCCGAACUGAAUAUUACAAGGAACUCGCAGCCAGAAUUGUUGUAGCGGCAGUGGCAAGAGCUGCAGCUCGAUGUAACAAAGGCAUAGAAGUACUAUUUGCAGUGGCUCUGGAACAUUUUGUCUUGGUCGUUGUGAGAGUUUUGAGGGGGCCUACUUCUGCAGAUGAAACAGCCAAGAAGAUACAGUAUCUGAUACAUUGUCAGUGGUGUGAAGAGAGAAUUUUUCAGAAGGAUGGUAAUAUGGUAGAAGAAAACCCGUAUAGACAGCUGCCCUGUAACUGUCAUGGAAGCAUGCCUGGAAAGACAGCAAUAGAACUUGGACCUCUAUGGUCAAGCUCCCUCUUCAAUACUGGAUUUCUCAAAAGAAUGCUAUUUGAAUCUCUUCACCAUGGUUUAGAUGACAUUCAGCCCCUAAUAAAGACAUUAAUCUUUGAGUCAGAGUGUACUCCUCAAAGUCAGUUUUCAGUUCAUUCACCUUCAAAUCUCACCAAGCAAGAAGAAUGUGGUAUAUCUAUUAAAACUACAGAUGAUACCACAACAGAUAAUUACAUUGCACAAGGAAAAAGAAAAUGUACUGAAACAAUCACAAAUUUAGCCAAGAAACAAAAGGCUGAUUCCAGUACCGAACAUCCUCCCUUUUAUUACAACAUCCACAGACACAGCAUUAAAGGGAUGAAUAUGCCAAAGUUAAAAAAGUUUCUGUGCUAUCUUUCUCAAGCAGGCUUUAGAGUAAGCCGAACUCAUUUUGACCCAAUGGGUGUUCGUACAGAUGCACCUCUGAUGCAGUUUAAAUCUAUCCUUUUAAAGUACAGCACCCCCACCUACACUGGAGGACAGUCAGAGGGCCAUGUCCAAUCUACAUCAGAAGAUACAGUAGCUGACAGGGUUGAAAUGUCAGUGAAUGACAAAGCAGAAGCAAGCAAUUGCAGAAGAUGGUAAAAGUAGAGAAGUGUUUAUUCCCAUACAUCUUUAUAGAUCAUCUGUCUAAUACUUCUCCAUACCAACUGUAGUUCUUUUUUUAUUCUUUCAAUUCAGUGGUGUAAAAAUAAAAGUGCUGUUUUCAUUUUAAAAGUAGCAGUUUCUAACUUAACUGGUUUGGGAGUUAGGCUUUCCAAGUUUUUCUUAAAGAAAACUUAGAAUUGUAAGGAAAACAUUUCAUAUGAAGCCAAGAUUGACUGAGAUCACCUACUAUUUAAUAACUUAGAAAAUUCUCACAUGCAAAGUAUUUGGAAUUUUAUGUAUGUCACGUAAGUUACAUCUCUGCUUAAAUUGAUGCUGAAUAGGAAGAACAGUAUCCUUUCAGGUCACUAAUAUAUUUCACAAUUACGAAGUUAAAAUACAUUCCUGAUUUUAAGAAUUCACAUCUCUCCCACAUUAAUCUUUUAAUUUUUAGUUUUUGAGAAAUUAAAUACUUGCCUGAGCUAGAAAUCCAUUUUUUUCUAAGUUUCAGGUCUAGAUGACUACACUUGAGAGUAAUAGUUUGCCAAAGUAAAUUGAGGUGACUGUUCCAAUUAUAAUUGUUCACAAGCACUGAAAUUCUCAAGAGAUUUUGUUAUAAACAAAUUGGGUGAUCUCAAGUGCCUCAGUUAAUGCAUGUAAAUAUUCAUUUGCUUGGUUGUGCUACCUCAGAUGUAAAACUUGCCCACUUACAAAGUGAGGAUUUUUUGUUUUGGGGGUAGAUUUUUUGG